Molecule: messenger RNA, 587 nt
Organism: Procambarus clarkii (red swamp crayfish)
Lineage: Eukaryota; Metazoa; Arthropoda; Malacostraca; Decapoda; Cambaridae
Source: RefSeq, a predicted model, not a curated record
AUUUUGGUGUUGUUGGUUAGUUCGCGGGCGGGCGGCCCCGAGCUGCUUAGUUCUGGCCUGCACCUUGUACAGUUUGGACUCCUCUCUUACGGCUGAUCAUAUUGCUGGGCUUGGUCGACUAUAUCCAAUGUAUUUUAAGCAAAGAUUUGGGAUGAGUGUGGUGGCGGUGAUGAUCUUGACCAUGUUCUUAUGUGUGGAAGAUGCUGCCGGUAUUAAUUACCCUAGUUUUCCGGACUCUGACCAUCCUAUGCUACCCGUGACCCUAAUGCCUCCGUUCUUCCUGGACUUCGAGCGUGCGUUGCUGCAAUUCCAAGAGGUGCAAGAUUUUUUGGCUAUGCUUCCUAAAGAUCCGGAGACAUCUUUGAAGACUGCCAAAGAUAAAAUGUUAUCUCGUAGACACAGAUUUGAUCCUAAUAAAUUAAUAAACCUUACAGCUGUACUCGAGCAAACUGGAAAGAAGCAUCUUGAUAUUGAGGAUUUGUUAAACGUACUUAAGGAGUCUAUUAAUGAAACCAAAGCUGGUUGAAUGGUCUUGGAUGGUUUUGUAAACGGAUCGACUUUGAUAGGCAAUUAAAGCGUUACCUAAU